Molecule: messenger RNA, 1867 nt
Organism: Amyelois transitella
Lineage: Eukaryota; Metazoa; Arthropoda; Insecta; Lepidoptera; Pyralidae
Product: retinol dehydrogenase 13-like
Exons: 1
Coding region: 255-1223 (322 amino acids)
Source: RefSeq, a predicted model, not a curated record
GACGACUUACCAUCUCAACAUUACAAUGGCACUAUUGUAAUGUUGAGAUGGUAAGUCGUACCUAUUGACCCUAAAGCAUAUUUUUGUUUAAAUAAAUUCACUUAUAUGGCUGCAACUAUUUUAAGUCGCUAUAGUACUAUUAACACCUCUAGGGUUAAAUAUUAUAUAUAGGUACACCUAUAGUUAUUUCAUUUAUAUAAAUCGGCGUUACAACAAGAAAAGUUCAUUUUAAAUUUAGCAGUCACACAAAUAAGAUGUUUUUCUUGAUUGCAUAUAGUUUCAUUACAACAAUAUUUGUUGGAAUUUUGAUUGUUGGUUUAUACCAGAAGAACUCAAACGCGAUAUGCAAAUCGAAAAGAAGACUUGACGGAAAGACUGCUAUUGUGACCGGAGGGACAAGUGGAAUGGGACUCGAAAUAGCAAUAGACUUUGCACUAAGAGGAGCAAGAGUAAUCGUGGCGUGCCCUUUCCAAGAUGAGGGUGAAACUGGAAAGGAGACAAUAAUUAAACGUUCUGGUAAUGAAAAUGUUAUUUUUGAACAUUUAGACUUAGCGUCAUUUGCAUCAGUGAGGAAAUUUGCUGAAACUAUUAUGAAAAAGGAAAAUAGGUUAGAUAUACUAGUGAACAACGCAGGUGUCAAUGCAGCAACUGAACGACUGACCGAAGAUGGAUUUAAUUUUAUAUAUCAAGUAAAUUAUUUUGGAACGGUUUUACUAACCCUAUUACUUUUACCCCUUCUGAAAAGAAACGGAAAGCCGGACGAGCCGAGUAGGAUAGUCAAUACGUCAUCCAUCAGUCACAAACUAGGAAAAGUUGACUUCGAAAGUUGGAAAAAGACUAAUCAUCAUUUUAAAUGUUAUCCUAAUAGUAAAUUGUGUAUUGCAAUGUUCUCACGAGAGUUGGCCAAGAGAAAUGAAUACUUAAACGUUACUGUGAAUGUCAUAGAUCCUGGUAUCGUUGGCACGCGUAUCUACAGGACUGCCACUGAUGCAUUUUUAGGACCGAUCGCAGUAUUUUUAGCCACGUUUUGUUCCAAGACCCCAUGGGAAGGAGCACAAACAGCGAUUCAUGUCGCUGUUUGUGAAAACGCUCGUAAAGAAAACGGUAAAUAUUUUGCUAACUGCAAAGUGUCGCCGAAAAUACCAUUGAAGGAGUUUUAUGAUGAUAAUCUCAACGAAGUUCUCUGGGACAAGACUGUGGAAGUCAUAGGAUGGAAUAAGUAACUCUUCAAAUAAGUUUUUGGUGCGUUUUAUGCCAUGCCGUGCUUUACUGUAUAAAGAUAAUGUAUAAGAAAGACAAAUCUGAUAUAUGCCGGCAAAUUAAAUUUAACAUUGUCCAACCUAUUAUUGACUUCUUGUCUACCAGGUCCGAAAUAUGGAUUAUUGAAUCGUCUAUUAAAUCCCCUGCUAUUCUCCUAUUACUGAAUUUUGCAACUUAAGAAUUUGUUUUAUAUGUUAGUUUAAAUUAUUUCUGCGUAACUAAUGUUAUCCUAACGUCAAGUUGAAAAGUUUAAAUUAAUUGUUACAUUGACUUAAUUAAAUUAAUAGCUUUGUACGUGAACGUUUUUAUAAUUUCAUGUAGGUCGCUACUGGCCAGAAACAUUUUGAUUUGAGAGUUUAUGUCCGCGACGCAUGCGCAUUGUUUAGUAAGUUGAUUGUGCCUAACGCAUAUAUUAUAAUGCUCGCCAUAGCUAACAUUUUUAUCGAACCUAAAAAAAUGUGUGUAUAUAUCAUGUUAUUUACGUUCUGCACUGUAAUUAAAAUAUUGAGGAUCGUUAGAUUUUUUUUUAUUAUAUACAGCCUUGGCCAAAAGUCUUAGGCACCCCCAACUUUUAUUAAUAUAAUGAAGUAAAACAACUUUUAUUGUC